AUGCUGCGCCAGGCCAUUCAAGGAGCCCGAUGGUGUCAGCAUGUCGCCCGCAGCUCAGCGACACGCGCUCCACGCCGGGCCUUUACCGCCGCACCUCCGCGACGUCUUGAUUUUGGCGGACCGAACGACAAAGUGAAUUUCUACGAGCAGGAAACUCCCAACGGCAAACGAAAUCGAGUCGAUCCUGAAGCGGAGGAUAAUGUAGAGCGAGAGGAUGUCGCCAAACAGCUGGCGCAACUUGACGAUGAACUGAAAGUUUUGGAAGACGGGCCUUUUGCUCCAAACAGCCCUUUCAUACAAAGCCUACCGGAGGAGGACAGGAAGAUUGCUUUGGAAGCUCUGCGGAAAUUUGACCUCGAAAAUCCUUCGCCGGACCAUGAACCUUCACUGACGGAGGUGUUCGACAACGAGUUGGACGAUAUGCUACGAGAAGAGUUCGAGGGCCUUGCCAACGAAGAAGCCAACUGGGAGGAUGGUGCUAAGUCAAGGAAACGUCUCGCCGCGAAAUCUGCCGCUGCUGCGAAGAGAGCAGAUUCUGAACCACACCCGUACACAAUCAAGUUGAACGACGCUUUGCAACAAUUUCAAGGCAAGGAAUCAGAUGAUCGAGCUCGGCAAGAAUUGUGGAAGUGGUAUAGGCGAUGCAAGCAGACAAUUCCGAAUUUCUUGACUAUCAUGCCCAAGGGCACAUUGGAUGCUGUCUGGAACGCGCAAGCAACAGGAGAGGCUGAUGCCGCCUUGCGCUCGACACAUAUGCAAACAUUGGUUCAGGAUGCUGCAUCAAUUGGACAAGAACUCAGCACGCCCCAGAUACUGUUCUACAUCGUAUCUCUCCAUGACGCCAGCGCCACCAGCCUGGCUUUGGAACAAUGGGAGGCACAUCAGGCUGAGUUAUCCAAAAAGAAACAGGAUUUGGAGGAGUACUGGAAACUUGGUGUUCGAUUGUUUGCAGCAGACAACAACCCUCAAAGAGCCCAGGAUAUUGCUUUGGCCUUCUUAGCAAACGAUAAGACUCGCCAGCCGCGGGUUCUCAUUCCAGUCAUCAUUGCAUGGGGCAAGCUGUCCGGGAAAGAAGCCGAAGUAAAAGCUUGGGCACUUUAUCUGCAACUGAAGACAUUGCUGGGCUCAGAAAUGUCCAUGGAAGACUACGAUAAGAUCAGUAUUGGUCUUCUUACCGCAGGCCGGUUGGAUACUGCCGUUGCAAUCUUCAAGGACAUGAUGGUGACAGGAAAAGACCCGGCUAACGAUUCAACUGCUCUGUAUAAAUCUGCUCUUGGUCUAGCAGGAAGUCUGCAUGCAUCUAGCAUCAACGAAAACGCCGUGAACAAGGUUUCCUUGUCUGUGCUCAAAGUAUUACCUCGUCGAUUCGAAAAUCGAUUCUUCUAUGCCAGUUGGAUGAAGAAGCUCAUUGGCAUGGGUGAGGUUGAUUCGGCGGCACUGGUCAUUGAACUCAUGUAUGAGCGCGGUGUCAAGCCUGAUAGCAAGCAUCUGAACGGAAUCAUCGCGGGCUGGCUUCGCGAUGGAAGCACCGUUGCGCGCGAGAAAGCAGAGCGACUUGCUUGGUCUAUGGUUCAACAUCGCAUCGAUGCUGCAUGGAAACGCUUUCAACCAGCCGCGAUCUCCCCCCGCCUUCAAGUCACGCAUGAGCCAGAGGUCCGUCUGCCCCAUUUCAUGCAAAGACAAGUCCCACCUGCAACGAUUGAAACAUUCUCCAUUCUUCUUUUACAUUAUACCCGUCGUGGUGAUGACAACAUGGUCAAAUACUUAAUCAAGUGUCUCGGAGACGCCCAGAUCAAACCAAACGCCUACUUCAUGAAUCACCUCCUAUACGCAGAACUCCGAAAACAAGACGUGCGUUCUCUCUGGUCUAAGUUCCAAACCAUGUCCGUCGCCAUUCGACCCGACCUAGAGACAUAUGCCUGUCUCUGGGACUGCGGUAAACUCCAGUAUGACCGCGGACGCACUGCCUUUGACAUUGGCUUCCCGUCCGCACGCCAGUUGUAUGCCAACAUGUUGUCCUGGUUCUCGCAAUUAUCUCCUAGCAUCCAGAAAGCCACACGCGAGCAGAUGCCCAAGGAACUGUACGAUCAAAUCAUUCGAUGCUUCUGUCUCUCGAAGGACGUACCUGGCACAUUAGUUGCUAUAUACUCAAUGCGAUCUGUCUUCGGCUUUGCCCCCGACGACACCACUGCCCGCUCGAUCGUCCUUCAAGUCGCGCGACUAGCUGCCGUACCAGCCGACACCCCGAAACGACGUCUCCGUCGCUUGUCUUCGACACCACGCAGCAAAGAAAACAUCGGCCAAGUCAGCCGAUUAUUGGAGUUGCUGGGUGACCGCCAGGCUGAAAGUCUGCGGUUGCAGGGACUCACUGUUGAUCAGCUGGAUCCGGAGGAACUGAAGCAGUAUCAAAUAGAGAUCAUGGGUAGCAUGCUGCGCAUCGUUCUGAGUCGAACUGACGACUUGAAUCCGGCCCAAAUCGAGGACAAAGUAGACGCAGUGGCGAAGGAAAUGACGGUAGGGCAGAUCGACUUGGGAUCGCCCUUGGGGAUGUAUGAUAGCAAGCUUCUGUGA
Penicillium olsonii is the source of this 2571-nucleotide messenger RNA. The record is from the annotation of a GenBank genome assembly. Lineage: Eukaryota; Fungi; Ascomycota; Eurotiomycetes; Eurotiales; Aspergillaceae.